Messenger RNA from Topomyia yanbarensis, 15081 nucleotides. RefSeq lists its product as uncharacterized. The transcript is spliced from 6 exons. The record is from RefSeq and is a predicted model, not a curated record. Gene Ontology annotation, molecular function: protein serine/threonine kinase activity; ATP binding. NCBI's taxonomy places the organism in Eukaryota, Metazoa, Arthropoda, Insecta, Diptera, Culicidae. Gene Ontology annotation, biological process: endocytosis; peptidyl-serine phosphorylation; signal transduction. Gene Ontology annotation, cellular component: nucleus; cytoplasm. Bases 597 to 3974 code for a protein of 1125 amino acids.
GAUGAAAAGGGAACGAAAAAGUCCCAUCAGAAAAACGAAACACCUUCCAUGUCCAUUCUAGAAAGCAGUGAAAUGUAGUGUAUUUUUUGGGCUGAUAAACGGUAUAAAUCGGUUGAAAACUAUUUCGAGUAGUUAAAUGCGGUAGUGCGGAAUCGAUUAGCGAUAAAGUUUGCACCAAUUGUGACGUAUUUUCAGUGGAAAAAGUGUUGUGAAAAUUUGCAGCCCCAGCACGUACUCGUUUUUUUUUACUCUUGGCUGGUUGGCUCCGUCUGCUUGGCGAGCCAUGAAUGGCUGCUGCUGCUUGCAUCGGACUUGAACUGGUGAUUGAUGGAAAACACAGAUCGGAAUUUGAAUGCGCAUUCAAGUUACAUCAGCGACACAUAUUAUCAAUAAAGAAGCCUACCACCACACACAAACACAGCACAGCGUCUCAUAAGCAGUGACGGACUCGCACUUACGUUCCACACCAUUACCGAAGCGAGCAAAAACCGUCCCUCGCAAACGAAACCGAUAGCUCGGUGGAGAUACCUAGAAGCAAACUGCACAGCACAAGAGUAACAAGCUAAACCCCCAACUAUUAAAAGUGGUAGACGAUAAUGGGCAAGAGACAUGCUGCGGACAGCGAAAAUCAGUACGAAACACCGCAGAAGCGACAGAAGGUGGCGGCGGCCGCGAACUCGGUUUCAUUCGCAGAAACCCCCAACGGCAGUCCAGCUCUGAAUGUGAGCUUUACUCUGACCCGCGAAUUUGUCGACGGUACCAUCCUGACUGAUCUGACACUGAAAGACUGGCGCAUCGGGAAACCGAUUGGUAAAGGUAGCUUUGGUGAGAUCUUCCUAGCGUCGGACGAUGUGUUCAAGCCGGUCACCAGUCAGAAUGCAAAGUACGUCGUCAAAAUCGAACCCCACUCUAACGGGCCACUGUUUGUGGAGAUUCACGCCCUGCUCAACACGGCGAAGGCAUCGGACUCUAACGUUAUCCCACCCGGCAUGCCGGAGUACAUUGCUUCCGGUUCACACUAUUUCAAGAAUGAACGCUACCGCUUCCUGAUACUGAAGCGCUACCAGCGCGAUUUGCAUUCGCUAAUCAAGAACAAACGUGUCGAUCCGAAAAGCGUUCCCGUCAUUGCUUGUCAGAUUCUGGAUGUACUGGAACAUCUACAUGACAAGGGCUACGUCCAUUCGGAUAUAAAAGCGGAAAACUUGAUGCUGGGAAAGGUUCCCACUUCUCUUCUGGCCAAUCUGAAGAGUACGAAGCUAUUCGAGAGCGGUAAAAAACCAACAAAAAACAAGACUGCCACCAUCAAUGGAUACAAUGGACUGACCUCGACUCCGACGGUAUCGCCAAAGAAGACCAUCGGAGGAGUGGAAUUCAGCGGCUCUAAUCCGGUGCGCUCGUGCCGAGGCAGUGCAAUUGCUGAAUCUGAAACCUACCAGGAUAUGAUCAAGUCGCACUAUCUACGUCCGCUGAAAAAUAUCGUCUAUCGGGACGAUAGCGACGAAGAGGAUGUCAAGAAUCGUAAGAAGAAGCGCAAGUCGUUCUUUUAUAAGGUAACGACGAAACACGUUAGCGAAAACUUUAAACAAAUUAACGUGCAAAUCAGUCAGUGCAACGGGGUGGCAGUGAGUAAUGGGCGAACGAAGGUGGAAAAUGGGAAGGAUAAGCGGAAUAGUUCCUCGGGAGCAACCGCUGAUCCCCUGGAGGACCGUAUUCACUUGAUUGAUUUCGGGCUGGCAUCGAAAUUCAUUGAUUCCACCGGACAGCACCGACCGUUCUGUAUGGAUCAACGGCGGGCGCAUGAUGGUACGCUGGAGUUUACGUCGCGUGAUGCACACAUGGGAGCUCAUGCCAGGCGUAGUGAUUUGGAGUGUUUAGGUUACAACCUUAUUUUCUGGAGCCGCGGUUUUCUUCCGUGGAAGGACGAGAAGCUUCUUAACCAACCGGAACAGGUGCACCGUAUGAAGGAGUACUUCAUGACAGACGUGCGCGAAAUGCUGAAGCUGAUCUACGGUGCUGAUUGUCCCCAGUAUUUGGGCGAUUUUCUUCACUACGUCGGGGGUUUGACGUACGACGAGAGACCAGACUACGACUAUCUGCGAGAUCUUUUCUACCAAGAACUGUGCCGUCUCGGUUGUAGAUCUAAGUCACAUUUUAAGCUUAAGGUGGACGACGUUGUGAAGCUGAGCGAACCGUUGACCACCCAGGACGAGGCUGAAAUCACCAACAAGAUCAACCAUGUAAAAUCGUUGAUGAAGAUGGGUGUGCUACCAUAUCGGGAGAGUACGUUGCACAAUAAGACAACUUCGCCGAAGAAUUUGCGUUCGAAGCGUGAGAGUACUAGAACUCCGGCAGCUAAGACUGGAAACGGGCAGAAGAAUGGCUCGGCCAUUGUUAGCAAUGGCAAGGAGAGUUGUAAAAAGGAGAAAAAGUUUUCCUGGUCGGAAAUUCUGAGUACGGAUCCUGACCAGAUUGCACGGGAACGUGCGGAAAAAGAGUUUGAACGAGCUGAUCAAAUGGACGAAGUGGUCAUAAAAUAUACUGGUAAUCCGACGUACGCAAUUCGGGAGUUGGAAAGUAAACGAAACUAUGGGACUCCAACUGGAGGUUUGGAGUAUACCGAGAGCGAGGAUUAUAUAAAGGGGUAUACGAAACCGAUGAUGGAAAUUCUAAGAAAGCGACAGUCGCAGCUUUUGCGGGAUAUUGGCCAUUCUAAGAGUUAUAGAAAUGGAGUAAAGGAACCCCCUGAUAAUUCCGACGAUGAGGAGGGUGUCGAACAAGAAGAUGAUGCUGACGCAAACGUCAGUGAAAGUGACGAUGAACAAAUUGUGGCCGAUGAAGAAGGAGAAGAAGAAGAAGACACAGAUGACGACGCGGCUACGGAGGCAGACUCCGGCAAUGAUGAUGUGGACGGUGAGGAAGAGGAAGAAGAAGAAGUGGAGGAAGAGCCAGUUUAUAGAAGGAAAAAAUCAACUCAGGUUAAAAAGCAAAAUUCACAGAAACCGGCUCGAAAGGCAACGCACACUAAUCGCAAGGUGGAAAGUGAUAGCGAUUUUAUCAAUGACGCCGGUGAAGAUGCUACGUCGAAUGAUAGUGACGUUAUGAUAAGAAAAAAGCCUAACAAUCGUAGAAAACAUUUCCAAUCGGAGAGUAGUGAACAGCACGACAGUGACUUCAACGAUCAGGAAAGUUCAGAGUACGAUAGUCGUGAAGCGCGUAUGAAAAAGUCCCGUGGGCGACCAAGACUGAAUCGGGAUCCGCAGAUACCCGGUCAAAAACAAACCUACUCAAAAGCCAACGGCGGCGCCAAUACAAAAGUUCCUGUGAUAGCCAGAAAUAAUAAUAACAAUAACAACAAACCGUACUACGGUGACGUGGACGAUUCCUCUCACGACGCUCCGUCGCAACAACAAAGCUACCGGCUUGUGAAACGUCGCAAAUCCGGUCUGCGGGAGCGAAUACGGCCAACCGAUCGUAGUAUGAAGUAUCAUGACGCUUUGGAACAGAAAAAAUCCAAACGAAUUUCGCGCAAACGCUACUCGCACGACGAAGAUUAUUGCCAAGAGGAUGAUGCUUCCUGCAGUUCGAGCCAUACACUCGCAUCGGUUGUUUCCUCAGCCUCGAUAGCUACCAGCAUGGGUACUGACUUUUCCGAGUACCUUCAAACCGAUUGCCCGAAACGCAAAUCUUCCCGGAAGCGUAAAAUUCGCUCCUAUUCCAACAGCAGUCGCUCGGCACUGUCCUCACACUCACGUUCCUCUUCCGUUCACAAAGUGGCAGCGACAAAUGGUACCCUGCGCGGUAAUGGCAUUUACCAUCGCUUCGUCAUGGAUGAUGAUGAAUUUUUCGACGACGAUGACACCAGAGACAUGGACUACAGCCCGACCAAAUCGAAACGAGGUCGGAAGCGGAGCAGCUCGGGAAAAACGAUCAAGAAGAAAACUAGCGAAGGCAAAGGAUCGUUUUCGCUUAUUUAAAUGACCGUGUGUUGGCGUACAUACUUAUCAUUGUUGUUUAUUUUGAUGAUAAUGGUGUAGAUGCUAGUGUAUAGCUCGCGGAGGCGAUGGUUUUGAGUGGUCAUUGAGCAUGUUCCAUUUGGGAUCAUAACAUACUGCAUUUGAUAAGAUGUGUGAGCGGUUUCACGCGUUGGAUGUGAAUUUAGAGGACCAAAAGACUGAUUAAAAUUUAUUUUAGACCGCCUGGUUUUGGUGUGUGAUUACGGGUAGAAUGUUUAGCAAAUCGCGAUGCGUUAUUGUAGGAUUUGAGCACUGACAAAUGGAUCUUCCAUUAAGUUUUUCUUCUGCAUAGCAUAAACUUUAGCUUGGACAGAUACCCUAGCAGCGACGUUUGAAACAGAUCAUGUAAUACCGAUUUAGGAAGAACAAGCGAGAAUGAAUAUUAGCAAGUUUAUAACCUGUUUGCAAUACAAUAGACAACAAUAGUUUUGAUAGGGAUUUUGACUAAGUUUGACAGUACGGGGUUAUUCCCUAACGUUGAACAGUGAUCGUUAAUUGGUUUUGAAUGCAAUAUGCGCAUCUUGAAAAUGUUAAAUAUUCCAUUUAGGUGUAUGACAUUCUUGAUUCUUUUGUACUAUAACAGCGCAAGAUUUACCGGAAUUAAAACAUAUGCAUUAAAAAAGUUGAAACAUAAGACGCUAGCAUUACGAAAUUAUUACUUCUCAUUUAAUCACGAAUACAAACUGCAAAGCAUCUGGCGAAACGAUGAACGCCAACUCAAAUCUGGACCAGAGUCUGGAAGUAUGUGAAUGGGUAGCGAAACGAAUCCGAGUUACAAUCUUUUGUGCACCCAUAGGAAUUUCGCCAACUGUUAUACGACACAUUUUCAAGUGUGUUUUUUUUUCAAUGAGUACGAGACAAGUUUCUGCGAAUUUCAUUUCUUCGCUAGGACGAUCCAUCGUCCAAAUUCGAAGCUUAAGACAUCUAGUUCUCAGACUCUAAAUUGUGUUCCAGCGAGUUUUAUCAAAACGUGGAUCGGCGGGCUACCCGGCACUAGUUUACGGUAUUACCACGGGGAAGGGUUUUUUAUGUGCAUCGCACACACUCCAAUCCAACUACUUAGUAGUUAGUUGCUUCAGUAGGGUAAGCUACCCUCGAUACAAUCCCAGUUUUCGACCAUCCCCACACCGUGACAAUUUCUGUAUGGCAGUACGAGCGCUAGCUGUGGGUAGAGAAUUAAGCGACAAACUCCAGAUUGUGCCAUGCAACACUACAACUCGACUCCUUUGUUCCAUUCAGUACCACAACCCUUUGGCUUCUUAUCCGGUGCCAUUUAGCACCGCAGCUCCUUUAGCUCAUUCAUUAUGCCAUGUAGCAAAACUUCCUCGUUGAGCUUUCAAAUGGUUCGCGAAAUACUCGGUCUUCGACGGUCUAACCUACUCCGAUGAAGAAAUUCCCGACGAGAGAAGUACUUCUGAAACCGAACCAACCAGCCAGGUGCCGAGGUUCAGCUAUUCCGGUGGAGCAGGGCAUCCAGUUCGCUAGUACUCCGACGACCCCGACUGGUGGUGUUUCAUCGCGGUCUACUCAGUGUAGUCACCGGCGGUCGAUCUAGAUUAUCCUCGGCGAAAGAAGUUCUUCCGAUACAGAUUCUUCUUUGCUUUUUGCUAUGUUUCUUUCGGAUCAACCGGUAGGUUGCCGUGGUCAGUUCGGCGAUUCCGGGUAGAGCAUGGCGUCCGGUUUACUGACGUUCCUGGAUCUAACCUACUCCUGCGGAGUGUUUCCCGGCGUUAAUUGCUCUGUCGAAACUGUUGCUCGCUGUUCAUCACGCCAUAUCCUUAAUAAAGAAAAAAUCGCCAUCUCUGCUGUAAGACGGUCAUGACCUGCGUGUCGCGUCGAACCUCGAUUAUUCGAAGACCACAUGCUCCGGUGUUUCUGUGACGUCCGCAUGUCCGAACCGAUGUUGGUACUGUCUGAAACAAUUGACCAGACAAGAACUACGUCAGAUAGAAGGUUACACUUCAAAAUGACACUUAUUUACGCAGGUCGAGAGAACCAGUAUGAGUCUGUGAGUCCACCUUCCUUUUGCCGACGAGUCCCAAUCUUGCUGCUAUUUAUCCAAUGUUGGUCGUGUUCACCGGAUUCCCUUCCGCUUCUAGCAUUCGUUAUCUUCCACUAAUAUGAUGCCGAAAAGGAUCAUUCCUGCGAUAGCACAGACUAUCUCUGAUGAGACAGUCCUGUGCGUACUCGCUGCCAUGAGCCUGAACGUAUUACUCAGCUUAACCCGAUUCCGCUGUAUCCAACCGCAACCAAGAGAAGAUGCCCGAGUAUCGACGAUGAUACGCUAGCCAGAAGAUGCCUCUUACUGCUACUUGGACCGGCAUUGUUCGGCAGAAUUCUGUCGAAAAGCGUUUAUAACAUUGACAGCCUUCUCGCAAACAUAGCGGACGUGGAUGUUAAAAUUCAUUCGGUCAUCGAUCAUUACGCCUAGCUGUUUCAGCGCCCGCUUUGAGACUAUGACAUGCUCCCCGACAGUGAUUGCUGCUUGCUCCGUUUUGUGGUGGGCUAUCUGCAACUUCACUCCUUUUUGAGCAGGUAAUACUCGCCUUCAAUCGGGCCGGUAUAAUCGACAUAGACGCGCUGCCACGCAGUGGGGAGUGAGGAGGUGAUCUGGCUAAGGAUGCACACAGUUGACAAUACAAUACACGUAGCUUCGAGAGAGGGCGCUGCACGGCGCGAUGGCCACUGUUUGAGGCAUCGCUUGCGGGGCUUCGAUGGAAUGACGAGUUGUUCGGCAAACAUGAUUCAUUCAUCUACUACGGAGAAUGAUUCAUUUCUAGCUUGGAAUAGUUGGAUUUUGGACUCCGAAAGUUUGGAUUGUGGCCAACGGUACUAAACGUGAUGGUAGACUUUUCGAAGCAGUGGAGUUACUUGAGUCUGCUUGAGAGGCAAAACUUUCACCGUAUUAAAUACUACCGACCUGAGACCUUCUUCAUGGUUGAUGCUCACGAUGACGUAGUCCUCAUCGGGUUUGCUGUGCUGGUUGGUCAACUUUGAGAGCAAAUCUACGUCGUUAAACUUGUGGAUGGGUACGGUCUCGAUGUCGACAUUGGGUGCCAGCAGGUUGAACGUGAAGCGCUGAAGGUGGUUUGCGAUAUAGACCGGUGUUUUCUUUUUGGAACCGAAGAUACGGAGUAAAGGCUCGCGAUCGAUGUUCAAACGAAAGUGGCGUCCGAAAAGCAUUUUGUGACAGCGAGAACUAUGGCCAAACCUUCGCGGUCUGGCUGACUGUAGCCUCAUCGGGAACAUGUGAUUUAUCGUUGCCGUUGACUCCACAGGAAGAAACGUCGGCAGAGACAAUGAUAAGAUGGUUUUCGAGUGGAUACAGUUGCUUGCGCAUAUUGGGAACAAACUUGCCAUUAGAGUUGGUGGUCCCCAAAAAGGAUAAUAAGUGGCAGCUGCUUCAAUUUUUGCCGUAACUGAACGUAAUCCGCGACUGUCGAUAAUGUGAUCUACGUACUGCACUUGACUCGACUUGAAUGAUGAGUCCGAAUCUAUAGAUCAUUAUCAUCAUAUCAGUUACUUUCAGUUACAUUUCCCUCUCGCAGGUUGAUGGGAUUGACGGUAUUAUAAACAUCAUCAAGCCACAAUAUAUUCAAUAGAGUUAUCUAAAUAUAAGGACCUUCGCUCUUUUUAGUUUUUAUUUGCACUAAGUUCUACUACUAGAGGUUAAUUAGUUCUCAUGUUAAUAUUCCACCAAACAUUAUGACUACUGAGGAUUUGAUUUAUAUAAGAAGCCCGCUUCAAGAUGUUGAUUACAAUACGCCUCGAUAGUGGUGUGUCGGGGAGGCCGGGAGGGCUGAUAUGAGCCUUUUGUCUGUUCUAUACCUUUCCUCUAUUCACCAGCUCAUAACCAACAAUCAACCAGUAACAAAUAGAUAAUUGAGAAAGGAUGUGCUAUGUGUGGUGAUUGGCUAUUCAAGUAUUAGUAGUGUUUGAAGUACUAAUGUAUGUCUCAUGUGAUGAUCAUAACUUCAGCUGUAUCUUGUACCUACCUAAUCUAUUACGUCUCUCAUAUAUUGUCUUUUAUUUCUUCUUUUCGAGUCCUAUACUGCCAUUCUACACCCGCCUUCAGCUGGGUCAACAAAGAUGGUGAUAGUGAACGUCUUAACACUCACACAUUCUCAAACGCGGUCUCAGCGGGAACCUACAAAAAUGCCAUCGUGCACGCGAUUACGAAUCGGUCAUGUCCGAAAGUCUAUUCCUUGAUCCUAGAAGCCUAGGUCCAUGCCUUCAGCUGGACCAUUUAAGAAAAUACGCCCAUACCUAUUAGACACCACGUCUCAUGGCGACAUGACCGGGAACCCUAUCGAUAUAAACGAUCCCACUCUGCCAGAAUUCAAACCGCGCACUGAAAAUUUAAUAUCAGACUCACGGUUCGCGCAACCAUUCAAGAACAUACGUUACAAAAUCACGUCAGCGCACAAACGUUAGAGCCCCUCGCGAUUUUCCAAGCAACAUACGAACUCGCAAACAUGAUUACACCCCGGUGAUAAGGUGAAAAUCUCAGCACUCAUAAACUUACCAACACGAUCUCAAGCGUCAACCUACAAACUCCCGCGCUCGCGCCAUCAUGAAUCGGGAUCGUCCGGAAGUAUCUAUCCUCGGUACAAACAAUCUAGGUCCUUGUUAAUUAUUAAAAAAAUAAUAAAAUUGAAAAAUAACUACCAUAUCCACUAGACAAAACGUUCCAUGGCGACAUGACCGGAAACUCUAGUGAUAUGGGGUAACUCUCUCCCUGUCAGAAUGUGAUCCGUACACCGAAAACUAAAGAUCAUCCGCGAAUAUAUGAAUCGCCGCAGGGUUUCAAAAUCGAAUUUAUACAUGCGAAGUCACAUACACGCGACAAACACGUCAACAUACGAACGCUUAAGCCCUUCGCGAUCAUCUACGCACACCUAUGCCCGCGAUCGCGUAAACUUGAUAACACUGCGGCAAUUGUGUGAACGUUUUAGUACUUACGAAGUUACAAACGCGAUCUCAAACGCCAACCCGCAAAUGCGCGAUCAUGAAUCGGUCACGUCCGGAAAUCUUUAACCUUCAUUCUAGCAAUUUAGGUCUAUACAUUCAGUUGGACCAAUAAAAAAAAAAAAAUAAAGCUCAUAUCCACUAGACCACGCGUUCUACGACGACAUGAUUGGGAACUCUAAUGAUAUGGAAGAACCCACUUCCUUCUGGAAUCUGAACCGUACACAAAAAAUUAAGUAUCAGAUUCACGGUCCGCGCGCGAUUAUUCUAGAACACACGCGAAUAUGCGAAAGGCACACGGUUAUGAAAUAGAAUUUAUGCACGCGAAGUUACACGUUAGCACACGCGACAUACAAACGCACACGCGAUCGAGCACAUUAACGUACAAAUGUUCGAGCCCUUCGCGAUGAUACACGCGAUUCCCUACGCCCGCACAUGCCUGAACCGUACAAUGAAUAUCACAUUCAGAAUCACGGCCCGCUACAAUUGGCCUAUUGCAGUGUUUUAUUGGGCGACAUUGCCUGUCUCGUCUGCAAAUUGUAGUAUGUGAUUCUGACGGGGAGCCCUUCCGAGAACCUAGCUCUACAGCUCCAGUAGGACAACUCUCGAAAAAAAAAAAAAAAAAAAAAAAAAAAUCAGUUACUUUCAGUUACAUUUAUUCGUACCCAAGUACGAUGGAAGCAUCGGAACAUCAUGAGGCAAAGGCGUGUUAACAUGUCUGACCCGGCCCAGAACAGGACGGAUACCGUCCCUAUUAAGAAGCUGGUCUAGGUACUUCACUUGACCCAUAGGUCUCGAACUUGAUCGUGAAUCCAUGCUUCUUAUGUUGCUGCAGAACACGGUACAGCUUCUGUUUAUGCGACCAUCGGCUAGGAUAUCGUCGAUGUACUCAAUAUGGCAACCAAGAUUUACUGAAAAGCGUCGGGAGCGCUCUUGACACCAGAAAAAAAUCGGUUAAAACGAUAAAGCUACUAGUGGUUGUUUAUCGCAACAUGCGUACAUUCCUCGUCAAUGCCGACUUGCCGGUGGGCAUCGAACAAAUCGAUGUGGCUAUAAUUAGCGCAAUUUGCCAUCCGAUUGAAAAUGUCUUCCAGGAUUGCAAGUAUCUAGAUAUUUAAUACGAGAGCACUGUUUAAUCUGACAAAAAAAAAUCUAGGCAAAUUCGAUCGGAGCGAUUCGGCUUGUGCACCACCAUCAUGGGUGUUACCCAAACCGCAUAGGUGACAGUAGUGAUGAUUUUCCAGCCACUUCCGUUCCUCCUUGUCAAAGGCUUCCAAGUCGUAUUAAACUGGUCGCUUCGGUUGGAAUACAGGCUGAGCAUCCGACUUGAAAUACGGUUGGUAAGCACAAUGGCGAACUUGGCUUUUAAUUCGACUAUUUGCUGAUCCGUUGGCUGGCUACUAAUUAGAAGGAAAAUGGUACUUCCCAGGGCCCAAAGUCAUCCAUAAGGUCGUAGCCUAAAACAUUCAGCGAAAGGUAUAAACAUAACAGUUACCUUUGAGUUUUUCCGACGCUGCUCGGAACAUAGCUUCUAUGCACAAUCUGUCCCAUGAAGCAUUUGACAAGCUAAUAGAGAAGUCUUUGGGCCCUGACAUUGGGCCAGUUUCGUCUGAAUAUAAUGUCUGAGCCUCGUAGGAACUCCGAAGAUAGUUGUCUCCACAUCCCGAAUCAGAAUAUAUUGGCUCGAUUGGCACGUAUCAUAUAGUGCGAGCCGUAUUUCAAAUAGUUGACGGUUACAUUCUUGGUCGCGUAGUGCUUGAUUUGCUGUUUCAUCGACCGGCAACGAAGUGAAAAUAUCUGUAUACCUGUAGAAGCAGUCGGCGAAGGAACAUUCCAUCUCUAGAACGUAAGCGAAUUCAAUGGUAUUGGAUGGAUGAUAUAGAAAUACAAUAACAAACGCAAGUGGCAUGUUAAACAGACGGUUCUCUGAUGGAUGGACGUGCUAAUGUUGGUGUCUACUGUCGUGAAAUGAGAUUGGAACAAUCUCACUCGCUGGGCAGAUAUUGUACUCUAUUCCAAGCAGAAAACGUGCGGGAUACAUUCGGCCCUUAGCCAAAGUUUAUCUGGUAAAGUUAGAAACUUCUGAUCCGGUGGUCAAGCUGCAAUCAAGGCCCUUAGCUUGGACAAAUCGCGAUCCGAGCUACUGAUUGCAUGCCAAACUCAAAUUAAAGCGAACUAAGCAUUGUAAACACUAUCUACCUUGUCUAUGUGCCCGAACAUUCCGGUAUUACUGGAAAUGGCUGGCGAAUUGGCCAGGACAGGUGCAUCAGUUGAUUUCGUUGGUGCUGAGCCCGCACUACCAAUUUCUACAAGUUGGAUAAGCCCAGCAGUAGCGCAAUAGCGAUUUUAAGUUUUUGGCUGUCCUUACAUAGACGACACCCUGUUUCAACAACUUAAACUCAGAGGCAUAUUAAGGCUCAAGUUACCUCAAGGCUUGGUAGUAUGCGUAAGAAAAAUUGUGUUCAGCUUUGCCACCAGAUUAUUCAUUUAAACCUUUUCAAAACUCUAAAAGAAAAAUAUCAGUCGAUUUAUUAGAUCAUCACGAUUCAAUUCAUGCAAAAUACCUGCUGGAAAAACCAUCGGCUUAGCUGGAUGGUGCUUUUGAAAAAGUAGCUGUGAUUUUUUAUCACACUACCACACCGAGCUGGGGUACGCAACACAACUGCGCAAUGAAAAAACCACAGCCACUUUGUCAAAAGCACUAUUUAGCUAAGCCGAUGGUUUUUCCAGCAGGUAUUUUGCAUAAAUUGAAUCGUGAUGAUCUAAUAAAUCGACUGAUAUUCUUCUUUUAGAGUUUUAAAAAGGUUUAAAUGGAUAAUCCGGUGGCAAAGCUGAACACAAAUUUUUCUACGCACACUACCAAGCGUUCAAUUCUAACACAUGCUUAAAAAAGGUAACUUGAACCUUAAAGUUCCUUAUCCAAUGCGGUAAAGAGCCUUAGGCUUUCUCGCAGGCGAUUUGGAAUACUUGUAAGUUUUACUUACCUGUUUGUUUUUGUGCUGUUACUUUUCCCACCGUUCGUCCCUCCUUCUCCUCUCCAUCCGAUCAGGGAAAUGGUGAAGACACGGCAAGGCACAUGUUCAGCUGACUAUGUAUGUCUAAAUUUACAUUAGCAAGGUAAUUAUUGAUAGCUUCCACGGCUGUGAGCCGUGGAUAGCUUCCAAUUGGAUGAUAACUAGCGGUUAACAGGCGUGUGAAGAAUUUGUUCGAACUCAAACAUUAACUUCUUUAUCAUUCAAUACGAUGAUGUCAAUUGAAGAGAUGGAGUGCUCAUUCCAUUCUGAAGCAGUCUGUAACGUGAGGCGGCCGUUUGUUGAUACCUAUAGAAACACAUCACAAGAUCUUGGACGUUUUGUCCAACACGGUAGGGGAUCGCGGCAUAUUCUACAUCUGUCAACACUCUGGAGGCUGGUAUUGGCAUGCUUAGAACCAGAUUCCAUCACCAUGAGCUUUGUCUUUUCGGGACUAAAUAGUACAUUUGACAAUUCAGAGUCCCAGAUUCAUGAGUGAGAUCGCUGAUAAUUUGGUUAUGAGUUAUAUGAGCGUCUAAUUAAACAGUAAUUUUGUCAGUUGAUACAAAAACUGUUCACAUGAUUUAACUGUAGAAAGUCAUAGUCACGACACCUAGCGACUAGACGAAAAUUUCUUUCUAGUCACUAGGUGACGUGUCUCUGAGACUGAUGUUAUUACCGCUUGUUUUUUUUAAAUCUAUUGUAAUAUUCGUUGUUACCAAACUAUUUCGCAUUUGCUAUCCUCAAUUCCGUAUAUCACAACCAAAACCAACAUAUUUCUCAAAAAAACAAGACUUCAUCCAACCAGAAUCGACAACACACAUCAAAUGCAUCAAAAAAGUAACGCGACUCGCCGGUGACCGCUAAUCAUCGAACCGCAUCUGCGCCGCACACCCAACACUGCAUAGGCGGCACCCCCUUCAGCAUAUAAAAAGUCCCACAUGCCCUCUUGGUUCCUCCCGCGCCAGGCCCCGGGGGUUUUCAAAACCUGUCGAUAAUGGUUCCCGUAGCCUUAAGCACCGUGUGUGCACCGCACCGCGCCUGCUAGCGCCAGUCGCUAUUCCGUGCACACUGAUUAUACUGAUGCCCUCUACCUGUACCUGUACCUGUUCUGUGUCUUGUACCCUACAGGAACAGCGACGGAAGCGAUCGGUGGCGUACCAAAAAUCGCACUACACGGUAAGGCAGCCGGUGUCGUAGCUGGCCUUCGCGGAAGACGCGAUCAGAGCAUUCGAACCUAUAGCCGGGGAUAGUUUGGGCCGACAUACCGUAACCAAUGGGCGGUCAGUGUCUGAAUUGGGACUGCCUUGGUCCCGGGAUACGACAUCGUAGCUACAACGGCGUAAUCGAGGGAAGACCGAAAUGUACCAUUGUAAGUGUAUAAUAGGAAUUUAGUCUUAGCUAGUAGCUUCGCCGAUAUGUUGAAGAGUUGAAAUAACGGAAAAGAGAUUUGAUGAACCACUCAAACCGAACUUUUUCAAUCGGAGAAGCAAUCAAUGUAAAUAUUUGACAUUUUUUAUAACUUUCAUCUAUUAUCCUUUGUUCAGAAAAGCUUUGGUUAGUCUUGCUUAUCCAUCAAUCAUUUAUAGAACAACGAUCAUCAAAUCUCAACUUUUAACCUCCCACAAUCGAGUUAUUUCUGUUCUGUUUCCGUUUCAUGAAAAUUGAAAUUUUCUUAUUCGGUUUAAAUGUUUUGAUUGUUUUUUAAAAUGACAGAAACUUUGUAAGAUAAAGUCUAUACAUUUCAGCUGUAUUCCAAUAUUGAUAGAAGAUUAUUAAAGAACCACGUGUAUUUGUAGUACUUGUAAUCAACAUAACUGAACAUUAUCCCAACGGGGGAACUGCUAGGCAUAUAAAGCAAUUUUAACUCAAACUCUUACCAGUAAUACAAACUACUAAACAAAAAAGAACAUAUUCAACAAAGAGAAUACAGAGCAUUUGCCAGCCUGUCUCGUAAAACUAUUCAAGUUGAUACAUUGGAAUGUAUAAUAAUGAUUGAAUAAUAUUUAGCUGAAGACCUUUUUAUUGGAAAGUUUUUUGUGGAAUAGUUAGGUAAGCCAGUAACCUCAGGCAACAACAAUUUCCACUAUUCACGGCACGAGCGCUCCUGUUCAAAAAAUAAAAAUAAAAUAAAUGAUAAAUUGUUUGUUUUCUUUUGUUUUUCACUGUCCAUUAAAAAAUGUUCCAUUUUUUUAUAUUUCCUCAUUCGGAAAAGUGAAAAAUGAGAAUAGAAAAUGUAAAUAUAAUUAGAAUAACUAGGAAGAUGUAGCAUUCCGAAAAAUGGUCUUUAGCUAAAUGUUAUAAAAUCCUCAACUACUGUAGUUAGCGUUUUGGCCAUUUUAAAACAAACAAAAUUAAUCACUGACCAGAAAAGCAUAAAUGAGAAUCUCCACUACAAUGUUCUGUUACACGGAGUUCCCAUCAAAGCUCGCGAUGUAGUAAACUUAUAACAACAAAUAGAUGCGAACUUUUGUGAAAAGUUUGCCAAGCAUAGCCAAUUUUGUACAGGAAAAAAAACAGCAUCAACCAGUAAAAAACCGUGUUAUCCUUUCAUAGGAACCAAUAUGCAUAACAUCCAUUCGUUGAAUUGUAGAUGGGAAAUACAAGACUUUACUAUCAUGGCGGUACAGUAAGCUAUGUUGCACAAGAAACAACUUGUUUGUGUUUAUUUUUAAUUUAUCAUAAUUAUCCCUCUCUCUCUAAAAUGACAGAGAUAAUUUGUCCUCCCCUCACAAACCCAGAAAAUUUGGCUGACGUCGAUUGUCAUAGGUUGAAUAAUAAACAAUAGCGUUUGGGGAAGAAUGUGAAACUGUUGAAAUUAUAUAUGAGUGAAAACAACAUCCUAAAUAAAUGUAUUUAAAAUGUGUAACUAAAUAAAUAAAACAAAAUGCAUUAUACAAUAAUUAAAAAUAUGCAAAAAAAAAAUAAAUUUAUCGGCCGAAAACUAAUUGAAGGAAACCUAUAAUGAAAACAUUUAUUCUGCAGCGCCUGUAUUAUAGCUAAGCCAGUAGGAAAGAAUUAUCGAUCAAACACUAUUAUCAAGCUAAAAUGUGGUGAAACUGAAACAAAUAAAUCAGAAUUAUAAUAAA